Messenger RNA from Aspergillus melleus, 1729 nucleotides. RefSeq lists its product as uncharacterized. The transcript has a single exon. The record is from RefSeq and is a predicted model, not a curated record. The coding region runs from base 278 to 1456 and encodes 392 amino acids. Lineage: Eukaryota; Fungi; Ascomycota; Eurotiomycetes; Eurotiales; Aspergillaceae.
GCGAUGCCGUAUCGGGAACUUCAUGCCUGGGGCACUCAGCAUCACAUGUUUUUCUCCGCAUUUCGCAUUUGCGCUUUGUUGCAUGACUCUUUUCCUUCUUGCAUCUCCUCGAAUGUCUGCGGUAUAUUGUGGACUCUUCGUCUUAUUAUUUACAGAGGCCUUACCUGGGUGAUCCGUCGGGCGGCAUUGUUACUCUACGAGUAUCUGGUAACUACUAGUAGUACUAUCUCAUACUAAGUACUAGGAGAUCGCCCUAUGAAGAGCAUUGCUUGGCUCCAUGUCCUCCAUUUGGAACACGAUCAUCACACUACCUCUUCUUCUCUUUAUCUCGAUACCUCUGAUCUCAUCUGCCUGCUUUACCAUCUUCCUAGCAUUUGUGACUUUGUUCAUACGCUUCUCGUUCGUCUACAUCAAGCUUCUCUAUGGGAUCAUAUCAAGCUAUUUUACCAUUCCCACGCCUGAAAGUACAUCUCUAUUGAGUUUUGCAGCAUCUGAACCAACUACGCCAGGCGUUCCAGCAACCCCAAAGCGUCGCUCUUUCGAUCAUGGCAUGACACCGCUCUACUCGAGUCCUCUGGCGUACCGCCAAAGCUUCACCGGCCAAAGUAGACCAGAUUCGUUACGGCGCCGGCAAAGUUCGAACUCCUCUGAAGGUCGGGGUGAGCAAGAAUGGGCCCUCAUAGGCUCCGAUGGUGCACACAAUCCGAGGGGAUCGUUGACUAUAAACCAGCCCUAUCCUCCUUUCCUUGGUCUGACUAGCGGGGACGUGGGAAGAGACUUCGAGGGCGUAGGCGGGUGGCGCACUCAAGUGUCAUCGAUGGGACUCCGUGGAUAUCUUUCUGGAUCAGCAUCUCCAUCCCCUAACGAUAGCGUGAGCGAUGAAGCAGACGAGAGGGCAUGGCUCUCCAUCAAUGAACGAUUGCAGCUACCUACAGAAUCUCUAACCCUGGAACACAGUUAUGACUCUCCAGAACAUGCAUUUCUGUGGGGAUGCAGACAAAGGGCGCCUGCCACAGCAGGCGCCCAUAGAGAUCGCCAUCACCACCGUUCUGCUACGACAUCAAUGAUACCGAAUCCUGGGCCCCGUGGCUCGCAUUCAAUGUCUUCAUCCAAUCGCUUGGCUCCCCACCGGUCUAAAACAUCAUUAUCACCACAUCCACUGCGGCGACGAAUGUCUCACGAUAUAUCGCCCACUACUCUGGCAAAUCCGCCCCGGAUGAACGCUCAAUCGGUGGAUGGAUCCGAAGGUUAUUUCGCAUUCCGACGCAGAAGUGCAGGAAGCAGCAGGUCUACGACGUCAGGAAGCUCAACACCUAUGGACGAGCAGAUGAUCCAGGGAGCGGCAGGAGGGUCCAUGGCUCAUCAUUCAGCUGGCGUGAAACACCGCAAAAGCGCGCCAGGGCCGAAUUCGGGAUCUCGACUACGGAGGCAUCCUGAAGCUGAACGUACGCUUUGAUGGGCUUGCACAUAAAACGUCCGUGGGGGUAAAAUUACAUCGGCGCUCGAGGUAUAAAUGAGACGGCCACUUGCUCGGUAUUUCCAGGGCACUUUUUAUCCCGACUAUAUACCUGUGAAUAUUUACUCCACACAAGACAUGUAUAUACGAAUGCCCCGUCUGCGAUCUACUAAUUCUUGAUAAAAAUGAAUCACGACCGCCCAUGAACUCACUCGCUUUAAACCUUCAUUUGCUUUAUCGAUAGCCACCCGCACGAACCAAGGCUUAAAAUCU